This is a messenger RNA of Lethenteron reissneri (Far Eastern brook lamprey), 713 nucleotides long. It is a transcript of the gene TMEM234, whose product is annotated as transmembrane protein 234. The record is from RefSeq and is a predicted model, not a curated record. NCBI's taxonomy places the organism in Eukaryota, Metazoa, Chordata, Hyperoartia, Petromyzontiformes, Petromyzontidae.
GUGGGAGGAGGAGUUAAAGGGCGGAAUGGCAGCAGGGUGAGCGCAGACCGGAAUGAGACGUGCGUCGACUGAGCACUCAUGCCUGCGAAAGCGGGUGUGCUGUGGCUCACGGCCGUUGCGCUGCUGUGGGGCGGCACCAAUCCGCUGCUGAAGCGCGGAGCCAAGGGCGUGGAGACGGUACGCGGACGCGGACGCCUUCGCCAGCUCUUCGCCGAGCUCUGCUUCCUCGUCUCCAACCCCCGCUACAUGGUCCCGUUUGUCCUGAACCAGAGUGGCUCCUUGCUGUAUUACUUCACCCUCGGCUCAGCGGACCUGUCCGUGGCCGUGCCCUUGACCAACUCGCUGACGUUCGUCUUCACGCUCAUUACGGGCAAGCUCCUGGGAGAAAACAUCGGAGGGACGCGGGCUCUGCUGGGGAUGCUGCUGAUGGGGGUCGGGCUCACGCUGUGCGUGGCGAGCAACGCGUGGCGCGAGGAGACGACCGCACGCGCCUCCGACGACGACAACGCCGCCGCCUGCCGCCGCUGCCGCCGUCGACCCCGAGUGAGGUCGUCGGCUCCCAGAGGAGGCUGGCGCCUUCCCGAACGCCGCUCCUCCGUCCGGUCGACGCCGCUUGCACAUCGGUGGCGACGCUCGGAGGGGGCGUGGGGGGAAACGUCGUCGGAAGAGUUUGCGUGGAAGCAGCGAUGAUGCAAAAUGAUCGCUCGCGAUUG